ACAGGUUCAAGCUGCCCAACAGCUCCAGCGCGAAGAGUGCCGAGCCAGGGGUGCGCGGAGCCGCCGCGUGGCCAGGCAACCCGGACCCUAAACGACGCGCGCGCACGCAAGCGCGCGCGUCUUGGGAGCCCCUGGCGCGCCCCCGGCGGCCGGGGCCGCAGCGUGCUCGCCCCCGCCGCCAGCUCGCCUCACUUAUGGGUCGGAAGCGCUGCGUGGGGGAGAGUGUUCCAAGAUGGCGGCGGGUUGCUGUGGGGUGAAGAAGCAGAAACUGUCCAGUUCGCCCCCCUCUGGCUCGGGUGGCGGUGGUGGCACCUCCUCCUCCUCCCACUGCAGCGGAGAGAGUCAGUGCCGAGCUGGAGAGCUGGGACUCGGAGGCACUGCUCCGCGGCUUAACGGGCUGGGAGGUCUGACCGGAGGAGGAGGUAGUGGCAGCGUUUGUACCCUCUCCCCCACUCAGGGUUGCGGCGGCGGCGGCGGGGGGGGGAUUUCCCUGUCGCCACCUCCGAGCUGCGGAGUGGGGACACUACUUUCUAGCCCGGCCGCCGCCACCGCUUCCUCGCCUUCCGCGUUUUCCGCCGCCUUGUCCUCAUCACCCGGCUCCCGGAAGAUGGUGGUGUCAGCGGAGAUGUGCUGCUUUUGCUUCGAUGUUCUCUACUGUCACCUGUAUGGAUACCAGCAGCCUCGGUCCCCCCGGUUCACCAACGAACCCUACCCACUGUUUGUAACAUGGAAGAUUGGUCGAGACAAAAGACUACGUGGAUGCAUAGGUACUUUUUCUGCCAUGAAUUUGCAUUCAGGACUCAGGGAGUACACACUUACCAGUGCCCUUAAAGAUAGCCGUUUCCCCCCAAUGACAAGGGAUGAGUUACCACGGCUGUUUUGUUCAGUGUCUCUGCUCACUAACUUUGAAGAUGUCUGUGAUUAUUUGGACUGGGAGGUCGGUGUACAUGGCAUUAGAAUAGAAUUCAUCAAUGAAAAAGGAUCAAAACGCACCGCCACCUACCUACCGGAGGUUGCAAAGGAGCAAGGAUGGGACCAUAUUCAGACCAUAGACUCCUUACUGAGGAAAGGAGGAUACAAAGCUCCGAUUACUAAUGAAUUCAGGAAAACCAUAAAACUGACCAGGUACCGCAGUGAAAAGAUGACUCUGAGCUAUGCAGAAUACCUUGCUCAUCGCCAGCAUCAUCAUUUCCAAAAUGGCAUUGGGCAUCCCCUCCCACCAUACAACCAUUAUUCCUGACACUGAGCCGCACAACCAGUCACUGGGCCUCUCUGCAGACCUCUUCCCAGGAGACCGUACCCCUUCUUGGUCUAGCUAUCUCUUUUAUUGUACCAUUUUAUGAUGAUAGUUUCCGUUGCCAUGGUGAAGCUUUGAUAUUGUCAAUUAAGAUCAUCAUGGUAACGGAUAGAAAAUGGCACUUAAGAAGACUAUGUUUUAUUUUAGAUGAAUUUUUUUCCAGCAUAUAUAACUUUUGGGGUUUUCUUUCCUUAUGUAGAAUUUUGCUUUUUUUUUUUUUCCUUUAUCAGAUUUUUUUCUGUCUUUCUGUCCUUGAUUCCCUUCCUGUCUCUUUAUUUCUCUUCCUUCUUUCAACUGUGGAUGGAAGAAAUUGUGUAGUUCUUAAGGAUUUUUUUUAGGUUUUUCCUUAGUUUUCCUCAGUAAGAUAGAUUUUUUUUUGGUUAGUUGAGUUUGGGAGUAAGUCAUAUCAAUUCAGGUAUUUGUCACUCUUGAGUGUCUAAGGUUCAUUUUGCUAUAAGAAGCUAGUAUAUGCAUUCCCACUCCUUAAAUAUUGAUAAAUGUUUUCCCCUGGUUACAAUAUAUGAAUUUUAAUUCUGGUAGAGAACAUUCAAAGGUCCAUUAGAGGUUUGUCACAGAGAGUGAAAAAAAUUAUACCUAUUGUGCUGGUUAUCACAGGAGAGACUGCCUCAUCACUUUAUAGAACCAACUUACAAAGUAAAACACUGUUUAAAAAAGAACAAGUUACCUUUCAGAUAUGUUGCAGAAAUCAUACUGAAGAACCAGAAGUAUCAGAAAGAGAACAGAUACAUAACUUAGUGCCUUUGAGAAGAAUAUAACCAAAUGGAAUUAAGAAGAAUUAGAGAAAAAAGGCAAUUUAGAGAGAUAUUCUUGUAAAAUUUUAUUGUUUCUAUAUAUGAAACAAGAGAUUAGACAAAUUGCUUACUCAAGUAUUUUUUUAAGAUGGAAAAAAUGUAUUUUGAGCAAAUAACCAAAAAAGAGACAUUUGUCUAUUAUAUGUUAAUUUAAAUUUGUUAGUUAGGUUUUAAUAAGUCAUGAUUGGCCACAGACAAUUUUAGCUACCAUUUCUAAAAAUGGUAAAGCUAAUCUAGUGAAGCAAAAGUUCAUAUAUGCCAUGAUUUCAUAUUCCUUUGUCAUAGGGGCAAUACUGGAGUUUUAGAAAUACUAUAAAAUAGCUUGAAUCUCAUUCUGCACUACAUACUUUUGAUAGAAACACAUUUACUAUGCUGAUGUUAUGUUACACCUGUAAAAAUGGAGUUGGUAUUUAGAUAUAUAGUUAGAGCUCAGCUCAUUUGCAGGGCUACUUUCCCCAUGAUGCGUACAAAAAAAAAAAAUCUUGCUAAUGUCACUGGGAGGUCUGUGUAUGUAUCCCCAGAAAAAAAAAAGGCAGAUAAUUCUGCAGAGACUACCUUCAUAAUGGCAAUGGUGGUAAAUGUGUGUGUGUGUACAUACACACAUAUAUGCAAAUACAUAUAUAUUUUUUUCAAACAGGGAACCAUUAUAUAAAGUGAUGACUACAAGUAUGGUGCAGAAAUAUAUAGUCUAAAACUAUGUCACCAAAUAAUAUAACGACAUAGCUUCUAUAUAUGGGGUUGCUGUGACAAGCGGUAGACUGCUAGUUCAGAAUUCAAAAACCCUUUUCUACUUUGUGAGGUGAUUUGUGGAAUCCGUUUUUGCUUGCCUUUGUGGCAAAACAAACUGCUUUAGUUUUUGAAGAGAGUUCUUAGAGGUUUGUUGAUACUCUUUCAUCCACAGCAUCUGUUGUUGAAAUAAUCAUUUUUCAGUUACAAUGCCUUAACUCAAAAACCAAUUGUUAGCCUGAAAUAUGAUCUCAGUAGCUAGUUCCAUUGAAUCCAGAAAUCAGUCAGAGGAAGCUAGCUGCUGGGCUUUAGAAUGGAAUUUCUAUUCCUUUCAUUUCUACUUGGGAGCAUUUUGGAGCAGAUUAGUCUUUCAGUAUAAAAAUAAGUGGCUACCUGAUAGAAACUUUUUCUUACCCUUAUAGGGAAACUAAGCACAAGCUGAUUGAUAUUGUCUGCUGCAAAAAUAAUAAUAAUAACAAUGAUAAUAAUAAUAAAUAAACUGAAGGGAGACAAAAAUAGACCAAUUUGAUCCAUCUUAUCCAUCAUCUCAUCAGUUCAACAGGCUCCUUGUCCUGGGUGAACUCAUGGUUAGAAUUUUUUGUUGUUGUUGUUUUUAAGAUAAGUUCUAUGACAUACAUAUGUAUGUAUGUAUAUGCUUUCAUAUACAUGCAUGCAUACAUACAUACACACAUGUGUUUAUGUAUUCAACGGUGCUAAUCAAUCUUUAGCAGGUCACGUGACUGGUCAUGCGGACUCUAAAAUCAUAUCAGAUUUUUUAAAAUUCUUGAUAUAUGCAGAUGUUACACAGAUUUUCUUACCAGUGUAAUAAUGUUAUACUGAAGAAAUACCCAUCCUGCAGGCUUCAGAGGACGAGGUCAGCAAUAUUUCCCACCAUGGCUUUGGGGGAAAAUGGAUAGUUUUGUUUCCUUUUGUAUCAAAUUAAUACACAGUGCAUUUUUGUCUCUAAAUAGCUAUUGACUAAAAGACUCUGUAGUGUAAAGGGUGUGAUACAAAUUAUUCAUGGUGUGCUUAAACAAAAGAGAUGCUAGACCCUUUCACUUUUUGUCUAUAUUACAAAGCUGUUAAAUAUGUGAUUUGACUUAACUUUGAACAUGUUGAAAUAUGUAGCAUGUAUUUUUAACUCAAAGACUGAUUGCACAAGUUGUGUUCUAGCCAGUUGUGGUUUAUUUGUUCAGAAACACAAAUGUGAAUUGCACUCUUAUCACCAGAAUAUUGUAUAAGUUCAGUGAUCUUUAAACAGCUCAGAAGUAAUACUUGAACUUUAUUUGAGUAGCACAAAGUUUACAUACCCCCUUUUUCAUGUUAAUUAGUUCCGUUUAUGUUUUCCAUUUUCAAAUACAGUGGGGUAUUUUCUUUUUCUCUUGGAAAAUAGUAUGUAUUUUACUUUGGUAUGUAGCAAACAGCUUCCGUUUCUGGAAGGAUUUUCUUAUUCCUAAACAAGGCCAGCCAGGUACCAGAUUCUAAAAAGAACAAUUCCUCCCCUUUGCCCCACUCCCAUUUAAGUGGCCUUCUGACUGCACAAGAAUGUGCUACUACCCACUUCAGUCUCCCCUACUACCAUGAGAGGUCAGUGUGCAAUUGAUGGAGGAAGUGCAAGGCUUGCUCUUUUUUCCCCAUCCAACUUAAAGUAGUUACAAGAUUUUCAGUACAGUGCAUACGGUCCUAAUGUCCAGCACACCGAAGUUUGUAUACUGGCCUCUUUUCAUGUCUUCAAAUGUGCAGAAAAUUCAAACUGUCAUCUGGAAUUGAUUCCAUCUCUUAUGUGUGUUAGAUCAAACCAAAGAAGCCCCCAGCCAUGCCCAAAUGCUGCUCCAAAAGCCUGCCUUCCAGUCCUUACAAAAACCUUGCAGGAUUAAAUGUGUUAACUUUUUUAUUUUUGUACAGUUUCUAAGUGAUUUUUGCUAGUGAUGUUAAAUUGAAUUAAGUUUAUUUGAGGGGUGGGAGCACCUCCUCCAUUUAAAUAAACUGGUGACUUUCCUUUUAUUUUUUUAAAAGUGGAAACCCAUUGUGUGCCUCUCGAUUUAAGGGUUUUCUGAUUACAUAUAUUCUCAAGACCAGCAUUGAUCCUUUAUAUACAGAGAUACAUUUUUCUUGUUUUUUAUUACUGUUUCAGAAGAAAAUAAACCUUUUUAUUUUGCUCUGGACCCAGUAAUUGUGCUGGUACAUUGACGCACUGAGAAAACAAACUUUUGUAACCACCUCUGACUGUUUUUGUAUAUCAAAGUUGAUUCCUUUUGAAAUAUUUGGAUCUAGUUUCUAAGUUAUUUUAGUGUUUUAUAUGUUCCCCAGAAUUACUUUGAAUCGGUCACCAGCAUAAUGAACUCUUGGUGAUGCAAUGGUGAGACUUGUAAUGAGCAAAAGCUACCUGGAGUAGCUCCUCCUCUUGUCCUUCUUUCUUAAUAACCUAUUUUUUGAUUACAGUAAGACAUCACAGAUUACCUGAAACCCAUUCAAGUAUAUCUAGACCCGCUUUCCUUCCACAUUUAGUUGCUUAAUAGUUUGAAGGGACUAUCGGGAAUGGGCAUUUUAUAUGAUACAUAAGGCUUUAAAAUAAAUAUUACAAAAUAAGCAAAAAGUAAAAUAAGGUUUAUGUGGGUCUGUAAGGUAUGGCUGUGGAAAGAUAUGUAGUACUUUUGACACUAUUGUUAUAUUACCUUUAAAAUCAUUUACCCAAUAAAACAUUAAAAUUGUGUUACCA
This is a messenger RNA of Erinaceus europaeus (western European hedgehog), 5554 nucleotides long. RefSeq names its product AMMECR nuclear protein 1 (gene AMMECR1). Gene Ontology annotation, cellular component: nucleus. The transcript is spliced from 6 exons. The record is from RefSeq and is a predicted model, not a curated record. NCBI's taxonomy places the organism in Eukaryota, Metazoa, Chordata, Mammalia, Eulipotyphla, Erinaceidae. Bases 233 to 1240 code for a protein of 335 amino acids.